This is a messenger RNA of Egretta garzetta (little egret), 1346 nucleotides long. RefSeq names its product CDK5 regulatory subunit associated protein 3 (gene CDK5RAP3). NCBI's taxonomy places the organism in Eukaryota, Metazoa, Chordata, Aves, Pelecaniformes, Ardeidae. The record is from RefSeq and is a predicted model, not a curated record. The transcript is spliced from 12 exons. Gene Ontology annotation, cellular component: endomembrane system. Gene Ontology annotation, biological process: regulation of mitotic cell cycle; regulation of cyclin-dependent protein serine/threonine kinase activity. The annotation marks the transcript as partial.
CUGGUGGACAGGAGGCACUGCAACCUGAAAUGGCAGAGCCAAGUGCUGGCCAUCCGCCAGAAGAUCGACGCGGCCAUCCAAGACAUGCCGGAGAACGAGGAGAUAAAGCAGCUGCUCGCGGGGGCCUACCUGCACUACUUCCACUGCCUGAGGAUCGUGGAGAUACUCAAGGGCACUGAGGCUUCCACCAAGAACCUCUUUGGACGCUACUCGUCCCAGCGCAUGAAGGACUGGCAGGAGAUCGUGUCCCUCUAUGAGAAGGAGAACACCUACCUGGGUAAGGAGGAGUGUCAGCUGGGGGCGGAGGAGCUGCGGGAGCGGUUCUUUGCCUCUUGCAAGCAGUACGGCAUCACCGGUGACAAUGUGCGCCAGGAGCUGCUGGCCUUGGUGAAGGACCUGCUGUCGCUGCUGUCCGAGAUCGGGGCGGGAGCCAGCGCGCUCUCUGAGGCCAUCGAGCUUUACCAGGCCUGCGUGGAGUUCGUGUGUGAGAGCUCCGCAGAGCUGGUGGUGCCCCUGUUGCGGCACGUGGGGAAAAGAGGCAACACAACCGUGUACGAGUGGAGGACGGGGCUUCAGCCCCUGCGGGUGGAGCGGCCGGAGGUGAAGGAGGUGCCGGAGCCGCCGAAGGAGGACACGAUCGACUGGGGAGACUUCACACUGGAGCCGACCAGGGUGGAUGAUGGUGCUGCAGCUGACGGGGCAGCCCAGGGCGAGGAGAUUGACUGGGGGAUCACGCUAGAGCCCAGUCCCCAGCAGGAUGAUGGCAUUGACUGGGGAGAUGGUGAAAGCGAGGAGGUGCAGAUCACGGUGCUGGAUGCUGGCACUGAGGUGCCCGAGGGCGUCGCCUGUGGCUCCGAUGCCCUGACGCUCCUGGAAAACAGCGAGACCCGGAGCCAGUUCAUCGACGAGCUCAUGGAGGUGAGUACGAGCCAGUUCCAGCUGGCCCCCGCCGUGCUGCAGGGCCAAACCAGUGCCCAUGUGGGCUCCCUCCUGGCCACCACCCGGGCUCUGCUGGGCCAGCUCUGCACCCGCAGCAUGCAGCACCUCUUCAUGAUCCUCGCCUCCCCCAGGUAUGUGGACCGUGUGAGCGAGCUGCUCCGGCAGAAGCUGAAGCAGGCAGAGCUGCUGCUGGCCAAGAAGGAGGCGAUGAGCCAGAAGCGGCAGGAGGCCCUGGCAGAGCAGGGCGCCUUGGAGCCCAAGCUCGACCGCCUGCUGGAGAAGACCAAGGAACUGCAGAAGCUGAUCGAGGCGGACGUCUCCAAGCGCUACAGCGGGCGGCCGGUGAACCUGAUGGGUGUCUCCCUGUGAGCCCCCCGGGACCAGUGCCCACGGAGAGGAGCAGCAUG